Molecule: messenger RNA, 1118 nt
Organism: Girardinichthys multiradiatus
Lineage: Eukaryota; Metazoa; Chordata; Actinopteri; Cyprinodontiformes; Goodeidae
Product: serotonin N-acetyltransferase-like
Exons: 3
Coding region: 338-964 (208 amino acids)
Biological process (GO): circadian rhythm; response to light stimulus
Cellular component (GO): cytoplasm
Molecular function (GO): aralkylamine N-acetyltransferase activity
Source: RefSeq, a predicted model, not a curated record
AACAAGAAUAUAUUAUAAUGGAAUAAAACAAAACUUUUGUCAGUGUCUAAAUAUAGAUGGACGUAACAGUAUGUCUGAUUUAGAACCAGGGGAUUUGUUAAAGACUCUGGGGGCACGUGCAGAGACAACAACUUUGCAUUAUGAUCAGACACGAAGAGGAAGAGGAGGAGCAGACAGCAGAGGAGGCACAAAGGUCAGCAUCUCGCUCACAGAAGUGAUUUAGAUUACAGACGGAGGUGAGGGACAGAAAGGGAUCAGGCACUUGGCCAUCGUUUAAACUGUUUUAUUAAAAUUAAUUAUAGUACAUAUUUGUGAAGCUGCUGCUCCCUAGAGUAACAUGACAAAGCAGGUCAGCAGCUCACCUUUCCUGAAGCCCUUCUUUCUGAAGACACCAGUCAGAGUGGUCAGCCCUCUGCGGCAAAGACGACACACACUCCCUGCCAGCGAAUUCAGAAAUCUCACCCGACAGGAUGCAAUCAGUGUGUUCGAAAUUGAAAGAGAAGCAUUUGUGUCCGUCUCUGGCGAGUGUCCACUUACGCUGGAUGAAGUGCUCAAUUUUCUGGGUCAGUGCCCUGAGCUGUCUCUGGGCUGGUUUGAGGAGGGACAGUUGGUGGCCUUCAUCAUUGGCUCCGGUUGGCACAAGGAAAGGCUUUCACAGGAGGCCAUGACCCGGCACGUUCCAGAUACCCCCACUGUGCACAUUCAUGUGCUGUCCGUGCACCGCCACUGUCGACAGCAGGGCAAAGGCUCCAUCCUAUUGUGGCGCUACCUGCAGUACCUGCGCUGCAUGCCGGGUCUCCGCCGAGCUCUGCUCAUCUGCGAGGACUUCCUGGUGCCCUUCUACCUAAAGGCCGGCUUCAAGGAGAAAGGGCCAUCUGGGAUCUCCGUGUCCAACAUGCAAUUUCAGGAGAUGGAGUACAUGCUGAACGGGCGGGCGUAUGCACGGCGGAACAGCGGCUGCUAGUCAGCUGCAUGUACUGGACAAUGUAGCAGAUCUGUGCACUACUGGACUGGGCUCAACAUCCAACCCAUGAGAAAGGAGCAAAGGUUUGCAUGGAUAGAGUGGACUGAGAGUGGAUUCAGGCAACACAAUGUUGCUUUUUACUGAUGAUGUGGCU